AUGCAAUUCGAUAACACGUCAUCACGUCUUGCAGAACUAAAUCAUGCGCAAGCGUUACGAAACAUUCCGAUAGUCGUGUACCUUGGAUUAGUUGGAAUCACAGGAUGUAUUGGAAAUUCUUUAGUGUUUUACAUUUAUGCAUCAAUUUAUACAAAAUUAAAUUCCAGAAUUUUCUUACUUUUUCUUGCUGCAAUAGACUGGAGCACUUGCGUCAUAGAUAUUCCAUUGGAAAUCAUUACUGUACUUAACGAAUACAAUUUCCAAGAUACGUUGCUAUGUAAAUUUUCAAGAACAGGAAACGCACUAACCACCCUUUACGCUGGUGGGGUAUUGCUUGCAAUAGCAGUUGACAGAUAUUUGAAAAUAUGUCGCCCAGUGGGAUUUCAAAUUUCAAACAGGACGGCCAAAUUACUCUGUAUUGUGUUGUUUUUUGUUACACUUCUUCUCGUAUGGCCUGAAUUUGUUAUGAAUGGUUCGAAAACUGUUGUGAUCAAAGGUGAAGGAUUAAAUGGAACGGAGUGUUCGAUCGAAGAUGUUUAUCAAAAAUCAGCAUAUCCGACUGUCUUCAAGUUUCUGAUUUUUAUUCUAUUCACCGCAACGUUGUCAAUAAUGAUUGUCAUGUAUUGUCUGAUCGGGAGAAAGGUGAGAUUCUUUGCCUACAAAAAUGAAAGACGUGGCAGCCAGUCUAAGUCUAAUACGUUAGAUAGCACCGAAAACUUAGGCGAUGUUUCUAAUCUAAAGAGGUUACAGCGAACUGAGAACUCUAACGCCGCUGCAAUGAACGAGUAUGUUCAUGUGUCAAAGAGUAAUAGUAAAGAUAUUGUAAACACGACUUAUAAUAGCAAUGACAGUAUUGAUGAUUUUAAAUCUAUGGAUUCACAAACAUCCGAGAUCGGGACAAUUGAGAGAAAGAAACCAUUCAAAAUCCAACUAUCUACUACCCAACUGGAUCAGAUAAAACGCAGACGAACGUUGGCACGAAAUACAACAUAUCUUAUGUUUAUUGUAACGUUUUCAUUUAUCAUUGCAGGUCUGCCUUACUUGAUUCUUAUAAUUCUAAACAAUGUCAUUGACAAUUUCGUGUUAAAUAUGAAUCCAGGUGGUCGGGUCGUAUAUGGUUUCUUCUUGCGGUCAUAUUUCCUUGGUGCCACUGUGAACCCUAUAAUAUAUAGUAUAUUUGAUAGGAGAUUUAGACAUGCAUGUAGAAGAGUAGCGAGAACAUUGAAAUUAAAGGUCUGCAGAACAGAGGAGCUUGAUGUUUAGUAAGCAUAAUUCAUUACGCAUUUGACACUCAUGACUUGAUAUGUAUUGUACUUCUUUCUUUGUAAGGUGACAAUUAUGAUAUUAGAAGGAUUGAUUAGAAUUUUGAAAAUAACAACCAUAUACACAUUAUUCGAAUAGGGCAGUGUUUUAUUCUUAACUUAAGUUUUAAAUAAAUUGUGGGACUUCUUUUCUCCUAUUCGAAGAUAAGAUUUUUUAAUGAUCAACGAUGACGCUAAAUGAAACUAAAUAAAUUAUAUUAAAACACCAAAACAGACGGAGUUGAACAUGAGGAGUAACAGCCUGUAACAUUUCUUUUCCUUUUCUACAUUUGGAUUUUCCAUUGACUUUUCCACGAACAUUGCUAAAAUUUUUCCCUACAUUAUUAUGACAUUCUUAUGUGAAAUCUACACAUAUGAACACUAACUGAUAAAUAAAGAGUGUAAGAAGGCCUGAAUUAUCUUUCAACAUAUAAAGUACUUUGAACAUACCAUUAGUAUCUUCGAACUUUCUUUAAAGCGGUUAUUUCAUACAGGAAUUUUGUUUUA
Molecule: messenger RNA, 1808 nt
Organism: Mytilus californianus (California mussel)
Lineage: Eukaryota; Metazoa; Mollusca; Bivalvia; Mytilida; Mytilidae
Product: alpha-2 adrenergic receptor-like
Exons: 1
Coding region: 1-1263 (420 amino acids)
Biological process (GO): neuropeptide signaling pathway
Cellular component (GO): membrane
Molecular function (GO): G protein-coupled peptide receptor activity
Source: RefSeq, a predicted model, not a curated record